This is a messenger RNA of Moneuplotes crassus, 1188 nucleotides long. The record is from the annotation of a GenBank genome assembly. NCBI's taxonomy places the organism in Eukaryota, Ciliophora, Spirotrichea, Euplotida, Euplotidae.
UGAAGAAUAUAUACGAAAGAAACUUAAACAGUCCAACAAGUGGGAUGAGUUCACCUCAUGGAAUAAUUUCAGAGAGCCAGAAAUCCUUGAAAAAGCCUGAAUUUAAAUUUGACGUACAGCAGCACAAUAGAAGAACUUCAAUAGUGCUAAAGAAGGAACAGGAGAAGAAAAUUAUAAUUGUAAAGAAGGAAAGCCCUAAAAAUAUUGAUUCACAUUUCAUCAAAGGUCUAUCCAAAUUCAGGGACCUCCAGUUCAGCACAGAAAAUACCUUCCAAACUGCUAAUAAGACUGUCAGGAAUCACAAAUAGAGACCUUCCCUCUUUAAAGGCUAAAAUUAGAAAUAAGAAGUUAGCCCAAAAUGGGUCCAGGAGGUUUCUAAAAAUCUGUAGUUCUUCAAGAAAUACAGAGUUGUUUACCAAAUUAAGAGAGAAGAUUAUAAAGGAAAGUAAAAAGAGAGCUCAGAACCACAAGCUUCGGCAAAAUCAACCCAAAGGCAAGAAUGUGCCUGUUAUUAUAUAAAUUUGGAACAGGAAAGUCUGAAUACAGAAAGAAUAACGGCUUCCCAAAGUGGGGUCAUGAAAGUAUCAGCUCUGUCCACUAAUCGCAGUCUAAAACCAGAGAUAAUAGAUAUGAAAGCCGACAAAAGAAGAAGGAGUAAUGCAUUACCUGAUAGAUUUACUAAGAACCCCAGAAAAUCCCUAAGACUUAAGUUUCUUGGAGGAAAUCAGAAGAUGAUUCAAUCAAAAAGAGCUUCAAAAAGUCAGCAUGCUGGCGCAUCUUCGAGGACAAUGAAAAGAUUUGGCGACCUUCCUUUAUUCCCUCAGCAGCCGACUGCUGCACAAUACAAGGCUCAUCCUUUUAUGAUGUCUCGCACUAGAAAGGCGAUGCUUCCAUCUAGGAAGAAUAGAACAAAGGGAAGCAUAAAUAGAGAAAAUAUCCGGAAUAGUUUGAAGAUAUUUAACAUGAGGGAUAUUCCAAACACAAGACAGUCUGAUGCUUCAAGAACUUUAUCCCAAUGCAAUAAGUUCUUUACAGCAGACAGAGAAGCCACUCUUGAAGGGUUUGAAGAAGCUGCUUUCAGAAACCAAUUUAACCAGGGAGCAGACCUUGGUUCCUUUGAAAUAUCGAAGGAAAACGAUGUCUAUCUUCAACAAAGUUUUGGGUUCCAGCUUUAAGUUUCAACAGGAG